AUGAAUACAGAUUCUCAAAAGGAACCUUGGCGAGAAUCAUUAUUUAAUGUAUGUAGCUCAUCAUCAAUUUGUUGCAAAGGUAUUUUCUGUACACCUUGUUUAUUUGGUACGAAUGCAGUUAAAAUUAGUAAUGCUUCAUGUUGUGUAUAUUGUUGUGCAUAUUCAAUUUUAAUAUCUUGUUUAUCAUGUGGUCUUGUACAUAUGCGUAUGCGUGCCAAAAUGCGUGAAAAAUAUGGUUUAGAAGAAAAGCCAAGUGAUUUUUUAGCUGCUUGCAUACUUUCACCAUUAGCUGUUUGUCAAGAAACACGUGAAAUAAUAUCACGUGAAAAAAAUCCUACUGAAAAAGUUCGAACCAGUCAACCUGGUGAAACGUUAUCUCAUGUAAAAAUUGGAUUUCUCGGUGCUGGUCGAAUGUGUCAAGCACUAGCUCGAAGUCUUAUUGAACAAAAUGUUGUUUCAUCAAAAGAUCAAAUAAUUGCAAGUGAUGUUGAUGAAAAUCAACGAAAAAUAGCAACAUCUCAAUUAGGUAUUACAACAACAGCUGAUAAUAAACAAGUAGUCAAACAAAGUAGUCUACUUAUCUUAGCUGUUAAACCAAAAGAUGUUGAAAGUGUCUUAAAUGAUAUUCGAGAAUCCUUCAUUCCACAGAAUCAUUUACUUGUUUCAAUUGCAGCUGGUAUUCGAACAACAACUAUUGAAAAAUUUCUUAAACCAAACAGUCGAGUAGUUCGUGUCAUGCCUAAUAUAGCUUGUUUAGUUAAUGCUAGUUGUAGUGUUUAUGCAUCUGGACAAUGUGCUACUGAUGAGGAUCGAUCAUUAGUAAAUGCGAUUUUCUCAUCUGUUGGUUCAUGUGAAGGUGAAAUUGAUGAGAAUUUACUCAAUGUAGUCACUGCUUUAAGUGGUAGUGGACCUGCUUAUUUUUCUGUUAUGGUUGAAGCACUUGCUGAUGGUGCAGUAAAAGCAGGUUUAAGUCGACCAUUAGCAUUGGCUUUAGCUUCAAAAACGAUGUUUGGUACAGCAAAAAUGUUACUUGAUAAAGAACAACAAUUUCAUCCAAGUCAAUUGAAAGAUGCAGUAGCUAGUCCAGGUGGUACAACUAUUUAUGGUCUUGAAAUCAUGGAAAAAGCUGCUGUUCGAGCAGCUCUAAUGGAAACAGUAACAGCAGCAACUGAUCGAGCUGCUCAAUUAGAAUCGUAA
Molecule: messenger RNA, 1197 nt
Organism: Rotaria sp. Silwood1
Lineage: Eukaryota; Metazoa; Rotifera; Eurotatoria; Philodinida; Philodinidae
Source: the annotation of a GenBank genome assembly